This is a messenger RNA of Rhipicephalus sanguineus (brown dog tick), 3482 nucleotides long. Its product is annotated as transmembrane channel-like protein. Gene Ontology annotation, cellular component: plasma membrane. Lineage: Eukaryota; Metazoa; Arthropoda; Arachnida; Ixodida; Ixodidae. The record is from RefSeq and is a predicted model, not a curated record. Gene Ontology annotation, molecular function: mechanosensitive monoatomic ion channel activity.
UUCCCGAAGUGCUCCGCGCGACGACCACAGGUGAACAGUGCGCCAUCGGGCCAUCAUGCUGCUCAUCUACCGGAGGCGGCAGAGCUCGCUCGGACAGAUGCGCUCAGUUUGUUGCCCAACAUCGGGAGUGCAGAUCUAGCCGUUGUUUGCGUCACCUACUGGUCUUUGGUUCUUGUUCCUACUUUGAGAGUAAAUAAGAGCCUUGAAAGGCAGUGCGGAAGGAAAGCAUUAAAGGCGGUUGCGAACAAGUGGUGGGCAGGUUCAACUCCACAUUACAAGGGCAGCGAGGAGUCAGCAUGGCGGCGACGUCUAUCACGGAGGACAUGGGUGAGGAGGACAUGUACCUGGAGAUGUAUCUACGUCACAAAGGAGCCGAGCGGCGUCAGAGCCGCCGUUUCAGCCGGCAAUCUUCAUCCAGGAGGGGUUCGUCGCCAUUUCCAUGGGAGACGGCAGCUGGACGACGACGCCUGUCGUCUUAUACUCUCUCCUCGGACUUUGGCAGCGAGUUCGCGAUCGAUGUGGACGACCUGGACCAGACGGAGGAGGAGGUGAAGGACAAUGUGCGAAUGAACAAAAGCAUAAUCGAAACCUGCAAAAAUCAACCAUGGCCCAUGAAUAAAAAGUACAAGAUGCUCAGACGAGCCAAGGCUUACGUCAAGAAGCACGAAGGUGAACUCGCUCAAAGUAAGCAGGCCAGAGAUGUACUCGCAAAGUACACAAUUCUUCUGAACAACUCAUGGCAUCGGCUGCAGCGCGAGGUGGCGGAACUAGUCGUCACACUGACGCCAUGGGAAAUGCGAAUCAAGAGAAUCGAAAGUCAUUUCGGGAGUGUCGUGGCUUCCUACUUCAUUUUUCUGCGCUGGGUCUUCUGGCUAAACAUCUUCAUUGCCGUUUUCGUUUCCUGCUUCUUGAUGAUUCCAGAGGUUUUACGUGGUGAUGAUGACCCAAGUGGAAUGAGAAAGCAACUGGAAAGCGAAGAAAUGAAAAGUGCUUUGAACCUUCAAGCUAUAUGGGAGUUCGAGGGCUAUCUGAAGUAUUCACCAAUUUUUUACGGAUAUUACAGCAACCGAGAGAUGACCGAGGAAGGAUAUCGACUUCCACUCGCUUACCUGCUCUCUUCCUUAACUAUGUACAUAUUUAGCUUCUUUGUAAUCCUUCGAAAAAUGGCGGAGAACUCUCGUCAAAGCAAAAUGACCGAAAAGGCGGACGAGUGCACCUUCACAUGGAAACUCUUUUCCGGCUGGGACUUCAUGAUCGGCAACUCGGAGACAGCGCACAAUAAAGUAGCGUCUCUCGUGAUGAGCUUCAAGGAAGCGAUUCUCGAAGAGAAGGAAAGAAAAAAAGAAGAAAGAAGCUGGAAAAUCAUGUUUCUAAGGACUCUGGCAAAUUUUAUAGUGCUGAUUCUGCUUGCCUCAAGUGCCUACGCUGUUGUGCUGGUUGUCGAACGGUCACAAGAACCAGAAGCUGAGAAGACGUGGUAUCGUCAAAAUGAAGUGACCUUGGUGGUGUCAAUGAUAUCCAUUGUUUACCCCAAUCUCUUUGCUAUCGGUUUGAUGGAGCAAUACCAUCCACGCAUACAGCUUCGAUGGCAGUUAGCAAGAAUACUGAUAUUGUAUUUGCUUAAUUUAUACACUCUAAUCUUUGCUCUGUUCGGAAAAGUCAUGAGCAUGACCACUGCCCUAGUCGGUAUGAAGGAGAACAUCACAUACUUGUUGGACAUGGGUCUUUUGGAACCUUCGAUCCUGAACACCACAUCGCUCGACAGCAAUGCCACUACUUUUGUGCCGUCCACAGUAUCUGAGGACACGAUCCUGUCGACCACAACGAUGGAGCCUUUCAUCGCAUCGCUGGCUGAGGCUCUCGUGGGACAGUCUUUCGGGCAGGCGGCUUCUGAACCGUUUACGCCGAACAGCAACUGCACUAUUGUUCCCGUGAAUUGCACACUCUUAUUCCAACUGGGCGUAAACCUUACCCGAGCGGGCAUUCUGCCCUUUCUUCAAUCUGACAACCUUGUGGUCACGAACGGCACGUACUUGGAAGAGAUAGUCACCACGCUUCUGCCGUUCUUAAACGAAACGGCGCCGACAACACCCCAAACUGAUGAGCCCACGACCACACAAGUGCCGCCCACAAGGCUCUUCGAAGGUUACGAUGCCAUCUUGCUAAGAAUCGCUAACUUCACGGUAAUCGGUGUUGCCAACUGGACGUACCGUUUUCCUUCCAGUCCUGAUGGUAACAUUUCCAUGCCAGUCAUUUACGUAGACAACUACUCGAAAACAGUCAACGUAACCGACGAAGAAAUAAGCUCCGUGCCAGAUAAAUGGCCCCCGCUAUGGAAGGGUACAGUGGGCACACCGCGGGACGCGAAUGACACGACCGUGCCCACAUGGACCGAGUUUGCUACAACUUUGGAUCCAAACAACUGCACCGUUGUGUAUGUGUCCGUGUGCAAUGGUGUCACCGAUGGACCUUUCGAUAUACCAUCGUGGACUUCGUCCGAGACCACACGGACGACGUCGACCACCACUGAGCCCAGCACGCGGAAACCUGGCAGCCCUCUAAGGCCAGAAGACCUACUCAAAGUCGAUGAGCAGACCAAAGAAAAACUCAGAAAACUCUGUUGGGAGACGAUGUUCGGUCAGGAAAUAGUAAAAAUUACCGUAAUGGAUCUUGUGAUGACUAUAGCGUCAACGAUUAUCACUGACUUCAUAAGGGCUCUCAUUGUCCGUUAUGCCAACGACUGCUGGUGCUGGGACCUCGAGCAAGGGUUUCCUGGCUAUGGCGACUUCAAGAUCGCCGAAAACAUACUCCAUUUGGUCAAUAAUCAAGGAAUGGUUUGGAUGGGGAUGUACUUCAGCGUGGGGCUCCCCGCUAUCAACACUGUGAAGCUUUGCAUAAUGAUGUACGUGAGGUCCUGGGCUGUACUGACGUGCAACAUUCCCCACGAGACCGUCUUCAAGGCUUCUGGAUCGAACAAUUUCUAUUUCAUGCUGUUACUGAUCAUGCUAUUCGUCUGUACCCUGCCCGUCGGCUACGCGAUGGUGUGGCUUGAACCAUCAUGGCACUGCGGUCCUUUCAGUGGUUACUUCCGUGCUUACAGGGUAUUCACCGGCUAUUUAGACAACACGUUGCCUUCUUGGAUGAACAAGAUAAUCGAAUACUUGACAUCGCCGGGUGUGGUGGUACCUCUCAUCCUUUUACUAAUACUCAUCAUAUAUUACCUAGUGGCCCUCACUGGAUCCCUCAGAGAAUCAAACAAUGACCUGAAACUGCAGUUAAGGAGGGAGAAAGACACCGAAACAAAACCAGAGAAGACUGAAAAGAAAGAAGAAACGGCAACAACAGUUCCGGCUCCGACCACAACGGUCACGGUGACAGAGACGGUCCCUCCGGAACCAGAAGGUCAGCUAAACGUACCUCAUGCCCCCAAGCUCACUUAUAUUUUUAACAGCGGAGAUGUUGAAUCUGGGCGUAAUGUGUAA